AUGAGUGUUCAUGAAGAAAGUGAGAGCGGCGAUGAAGUUAUGUGCACUCCGCCUGAGGUUGCUGCAAUGGCGGAAUCAAUUAUGCCUGAGCUUUUGCCUGAAAAAUCGAGAAAUCGGUACGAAAAAGAACGAGAGAGGUUUUUUAAUUGGUGUAAAAUGAAACAAGUCAAGCGGUAUACAGAAACCGUGUUGCUUGCCUAUUUUGUCGAAAAAUCUGGAAAAUUGAAAUCAUCGACACUGUGGUCAAUGUAUUCCAUGUUGAAAAGUAUGUUGAUUUUGCAAGACAACGUCGACAUUUCCAAGUAUGCCAAGUUACAAUCGUUUUUGAAACGUAAAUCUGUUGGUCACAAGCCGAAAAAAUCGCUGACUUUUACGAGGCAACAAAUCAGUACGUUUUUAGAGGAAGCACCCGAUGAAACAUUUUUAAUGAUGAAAGUUGCUCUAAUAUUAGGAGUUGCUGGGGCUUGUCGUCGAGAGGAGUUGACGAAAAUGACGGUGAACGAUAUCCAAGGCGAAGAUACGUUUUUACUCGUAACGAUUCCAGACUCCAAAACGCAUGUUCCAAGAACUUUUUCUGUUACGGAGGGAAAAGAGAAUUGGAUACACUUGUACCAGAAAUAUAAAGCGCUUCGUCCUCAAAAUGCUCAAACUUCGCGACUUUUUUUAAAUUAUAAAAUGGGAAAAUGUACCGUAUAACCUGUGGGUAUUAAUACAUUUGGAGCAAUUCCUAAGAACAUUGCGAGUUACCUGAAAUUGCCUAAUGCUUCUAGUUUUACGGGUCAUUGUUUUCGGCGUACCUCCGCAACGCUACUUGCUAAUGCUGGAGCAGACCUUUUGAGUCUUAAACGUCAUGGGGGCUGGCGGUCGUCGACGGUAGCGGAAGGAUACGUAGAUGGUUCUCUUCAAGGCAAAUUAGAAGUAUGUAACAAAAUAAUUGGUAAUGAUUGUCAAUCAAAUGAUCCUUGCUCAUCUUCG
Molecule: messenger RNA, 975 nt
Organism: Photinus pyralis (common eastern firefly)
Lineage: Eukaryota; Metazoa; Arthropoda; Insecta; Coleoptera; Lampyridae
Exons: 2
Coding region: 1-696 (231 amino acids)
Biological process (GO): DNA recombination; DNA integration
Molecular function (GO): DNA binding
Source: RefSeq, a predicted model, not a curated record